UUGGCCUUGGCAGGAUUAUAUGAAGAUGAAGUGAAAUGCAAGUCUUCCAAGCCUGACAAAUCUACAGCUGCAGCCUUUAAGAGCCCAAGAACAUUGCCGCAUCGGCUUUGUUCAGGUGAACAGGAAUAUGGUGGAUUACAUAUAGUUCAACCUCCAACUGGGAAAAUUGUGAAUGAACUUUUCAAAGAGGCAAGGGAACAUGGGGCCGUCCCUCUAAACGAAGCCACAAGAUCUUCAAGUGAUGACAAACCUAAGUCAUUUACAGGUGGAGGAUACAGAUUGGGCAGUUCUUUCUGUAAGCGGUCAGAGUAUAUCUAUGGAGAAAAUCAGCUGCAAGAUGUUCAGAUUUUACUGAAGCUGUGGAGCAAUGGUUUCAGUUUGGAUGAUGGAGAAUUGAGACCUUACAAUGACCCAACAAAUGCUCAGUUUUUGGAAUCUGUUAAGAGAGGAGAGAUUCCCCUGGAGCUUCAGCGACUGGUCCAUGGCAGCCAAGUGAGUCUGGAUAUGGAGGAUCAUCAAGACCAAGAGUACAUAAAACCCAGAUUGCGAUUCAAAGCUUUUAGUGGAGAAGGGCAGAAACUUGGAAGCCUUACACCUGAAAUCGUCAGUACUCCUUCCUCCCCAGAAGAAGAGGAUAAAUCAAUACUUAAUGUACUUAAUGCGGCUGUUCUUAUUGAUGAUUCAGUGCCCACCACGAAAGUUCAGAUCAGGUUGGCAGAUGGCAGUCGCCUAAUACAGCGAUUCAACAGCACACACCGGAUUCUGGAUGUCCGAGACUUUAUAAUACAGUCACGUCCUGAAUUUGCAACAACAGACUUUAUUCUUGUGACUUCAUUUCCAAGUAAAGAGCUAACAGAUGAAAAUCUGACACUACAAGAAGCAGAUAUUCUUAAUACCGUGAUACUCCAACAGCUAAAAUAGUAUUGUUCCAACCCAUGUAGAAAUAGGUAAUGUUGUACAUAUUAGUAAAAGUACUUCUAGGAUAAAAACUACCAAAUUAUUUUUAUUAUUCAGAUAAAUCGGUUUUUGCUGUUGCUCUAUCUUCCAGUGUUUGUCUAGAUAAUCUAGACUACAGAUAGAUCUUGAUGUUUGAAUUUUUAGUUGCAGGGCUGGCUUAUAUUGAGAGAUUUUAAAAAUCUAGGUCAACCAACUUACUACAUGCUUAAUGUCAAUGUAAUAACAUUUGCAUAUGAAAUGAAUAGAUCCCCUUUUGAUGAAUACAUUUGGUAAAAUUUGCACUCAAGUUUUUUAAUGCAGCGAUGACCAGUGGCCAGUAAGAGUCCCUUUUCUGUAAUAUAUACCAGAGUGUCUACUCCAACUUCAAAAUUGUUUGAUCAUACAAUAACUAAGAUUUUUGUGUGUUCUUUUCACAUAUUGUUUGAACUAUGUUAGUAUCACAGAAUAUAUUUUGGCCUUGUAUUUUAUAAAAUUACAGUUCAUAAACUAAAUUUUAAUAGAUGUAAAAGUCAUCAGCUCUUGAGAAGUGAUGAUAAAUAGCACUUUAAAAUCAAGAAAUUAUUGUUCUUGCAGAGCCUGCCUUGAUCACUUUCAUUGCUUCAUUCAACAUAGAAAAGGGGACAUAUACACAGAAAUACUGUUGUAGAUUGUUGUACAAAACAAUGUACUCUUCAGUGUAUGAACUCAGUCUGAGAGACUGAAGGAAAAAUCACCAGCAAGAUGUUUGUGUUUCCCUUAUCCAGGCAUGUCUUGAAUGAUGCGGUCUGUAUCGGAAACAACAGAAGAGUAUGUUUCCCCUAUCAUUAGUUACCAUUUCGGUGUGAUUUUUUUUUUUUUUUUUUUUUUUUUGAGACAGGGUUUCUCUGUGGCUUUGGAGCGGGUCCUGGAACUAGCUCUGUAGACCAGGCUGGUCUCAAACUCACAGAGAUCUGCCUGCCUCUGCCUCCGAGUGCUGGGAUUAAAGGUGUUCACCACCACCGCCUGGCUUUAUUUUCUGUUACUGACAUAAGGAAAUACAGAAUUUGUGACUGAUAUGCACAGAUUUCUUAUCUUAAAAUCGUGUAGGAUGAAAUUGAAGAGGAGAUUCUGUGUGCUAGAAUCAAGGUGUUGGUAGGACUGCAGGCAGGCUCCAGAGACUCAUUCCCUGGCUGCUGAGCCUCCAGAGGCCAUCUGUGUUCCUUACCCAUGGUGCUGUCCCUCCCUUGUCUAACAGCCAGCACUCGCAUCCUCUGAGCCUUUGGUAAUUACAAUGUUUCCAGCUUUUGGGGACUGUCAGAUGAGAGAGGAUGCACAUGGUCAUCUCCAAAUGUUAACUUGAUAGUCACCUUAAUCAUCCUUCAGAGUUGCUCUUUUCCAUUCCAGUUACACCUUCGUGGGAUGGAGGAGAUUGAUAUGGUUGCUGACCACAGCCCACACUAUCUCAAAGACUCACCCCAUCCCUUCAGAGGUGCUCAGAAAUCUCAGCAUAUCACAUCAACUCAGUCCAAAACCUUAUCUACAUUUCAUUGGUUCAGAAAUCCUAACUCUCAUUAAGAUGAUCUAAAUUAAUUGGAGAUCUAAAUUUCCUCUCUUCCUGUGUCACUAAAAAGGAAUUAUCAGCUCACAGGUAAAUGUCAAAACAGCGAUAGACUAAGCUAUAAACAUUGAUGUGUAAAAGGCAGGAAACAGUCAAAAGUGGAGCCACUGUUACCCAGGAGCAUGCAAAUCCAGUCGAACAUCCCAUCAACAUCUAUGGUCCAACAUUGGCUCUUGCAAAUUAGUCCUUGGAGUUUUGACUGUUUCCAUCAUCUUCCUUUCACAGAAGCCACACAGCUUGUUUCUUCUCAUCCUGUGCUGUGUGCCUUUCAUUUUACAACAGCAACACUCUGUCAAGAAACUUAAGGAUCUCCUGUGUGCCAUAGAAAUUGGCUCCAUUAAACAGGGAGCUCUUCGAAGCAUCUUUCUACUAACAGAAAUAAUCCCAUGUCAUAUUUUUAGUUUCUCACAGAAAGUAGAACUGUGUCAUACCCAUGAUCUCUUUAAGAGCCUUUUGUGUGCCUGAAUAUGCAAACCAUUUUGUUCCAUGUGUGGUGUGUGUGCUUGUGUGCCUGUUUGGAUAUGUGUUUGGGAGAAGCCUGAAGUUGAUGUUGGGAUCCUCCCUCCAUCUCUUUCCACCCUAUCCAUUCAGGCAGGGUCUCAGUUAAACCUGGAGCUCACUGGUACAGCUAGUCUGGCUAGCGUGCUCCAGGGAGUCCCUGUCUGUACCUUCUGAGUGCUGGAAUUGUGGUAGCCCUCCUACCCACCCAGCAUGGCCAGCACAAGCUGCUGAGCCAUUCCCAGCCCUUUGUAUAAGGGUUAUACAGCCACAGCCUUGUUUCUAUACAUCGGGCUUUCCUGACAGUAUUGCCAUUUUUAAAAAACACCUUUCUUAAGUACUUGUCGAUUAGGUAGAUGGAGAAUUCCACUAAGCCCCGGCUUCUUUUUAUAUAUCACCUUUUCACACGGUGUUUCUAUUUACGAUGAAACUUUAUACUACAACCAGGAAGAAUAAAACAGUUUAAAGCUUACCUGAAAAUUCCCACUUAGUCUUAAGCUUACCAUCUACAUAGUCUGCUUUGCACAUAACUGUGCAACCCAGCCAAGUUUCAGUUUUCCAACAAUGGCUUUGUCAUUCUCUGAGCCCACUGCAGCAGGACUUUUAAUGCCAUCACUUUCUAAAGACUGUUGAUGACCACUUAGAUACUCUUUGAUGGUUUAGGUUUUCUCUAUCAGGUCUUAACUCCCUUCCAACCCUCUCCAGCACUAGCCUGUCCUGCUAACAGUCUGAAUAAGGCAGCCUAGGCUCUUCUGUCAUUGUCCUCAAAACUGCCUUGGCCUCCAUACUAAGGCCAUAUGUAAUCCAAAACUGGAAUUGUCCCAACAGCAGACCCUACCCCCCCCCUCCUGGUUGGUUAGGAUGUGCUGUAGGGCAGCUAGAGGUCUCUGGUUUAUUGCAAGGAAGUGAACUAGAAUUUAUGUUUUGGUUUUUUUGUUAUUGUUUUCUUGAGAUAGGGUCUCACUGUAUGUAUAUUCCUGGCUGGUCAGGCACUCAUUAUGUAGACCAUGCUGGCCUUAAACUCACAGAGAUCUGCCUGCCUCUGCCUCCUGAGUGCUAAGAUUAAAGGCCAGAGUUACCUGUGAGUUAAUAUUUAGAGUACUGCUAGUGUUACUACAAGAUCUCUAUGGAGAAUUUUUCUUAAUCAUAUAGGAAAAAAAAAGAACUUCAAAAUCUUUCCCCUCACAAUACAGGCCCAACCCUGCUCCUUUUUCCUUUGUUAAACACAAUGUGGAUAACAGCUGAAGUUCAAAAAGAUUACCAAAGCCAGCUGUGGACACAUGUCUGAUAUCACUACUUCAGACCUAAGGAAAGAUCACUGUGACCUAGGGGCCAGCCUGGGCUACACAGUAUGAGACUGCCUUAAAAAAAAAUGACCAAACAAAAACAGAUAAACUGCCUUUCAAGAUGGUACAAAAUAAGAGCUGGAGGGAUGGACUCAGCAGAUGGAGCAGAGGUGAGGAGACCACCUGCCCAAAUCCACGCAAAGCCUAACAGGCCCCGUGGCCUCCAGUCUCAGCAUGUGGCAGGCAAAGGUGAUCUCUGCAACACAGGGCUAACUAAAUGGGGUAGCUUCAGGUUCAACAAGACUCCCCCAUCCCCACCCCCUUCUGUUCAAUAAAGAACAAGGAAAACGUGGUGUCAGCUUCAGGCCUCUAGGCACACACAUGGGCUUCCAUGCUCUCUCUGUGUGUGUGUGUGUGUGUGUGUGUGUGUGUGUCUGUCUGUCUUCUGUCUGUCUGUCUGUCUCCGUAUCCCCAACACACACAAAAUGGAUUAAUAAUACCUUAAUCAUUGCAAAUAAAAGGGCAUUACCUGUUUUUAAAACAGAAAAAAAUAUCCAAGCCUUGAAAAAUCAUUUCAGUUUUUCUUGUAGCUUUCUUAUCAGUUGUAUUAAGUACCUGCAAAUGCUAAAAAAAUGACUGCCAGUUUUUUUUUUAUAAUAGUCUUCCAAAAGACUGAAGUGUGUGUUAGGACAACUAUUGAAUGCCCCCAUGAUGACAAGUACUUUCACGGAUAUUACAUGCUUUAUUGAGAAUCCAUUUAUACUGUAACUUUUUAAAUGUAUCAUCACAGAGCAAGGAGGCACAAUGAGUAGUCAGAUCAGUGUCUGAGAACAGUUUUUUUUAAAUGAUUAUGUAGUAAAAAAAAGUUUGCAAUAUCUGCCUACAAAUGUUUUCAUUGAAACUCGUUGAAUAUGUUUUUAAAAUUAUUCUUGAUGUGCAGCUUGAUUUCACUGCUUGACUGGGUUGCUUUGAACCUGAGCCUUUUCAUCUGUUUAAUUGCCCCUUGUUUGGGGGCAGAGAGGACUGAGUUGCCUGUGGGUAUUUCUGUUUUUAUUCUGCCACACAACCAGAUUCAGUUGCCUCCUGACUAUUUGCCCCUAUGCAUUUCUGAAAACAUUGGCAUGAAGUGUAUUAUAAUAAGGCGCAUUCAGUUUUCCUCUUAAGAGUUUGUAUCCAUGAUAAUACACACAUAUUUGGUUAAUAGUGCCAAAAGCUGAAGAAAUUUUUAUAAUGUGUAAAAUAUUUAGUGUCGUUUAAUUUCAAUUAAAGAGUUUGCAAAAGCCCAGAUGCAUAUGUGUUUACAUAGCCUGGAACAAUGAACUAUAUGGCUUACAGAGGAUAGCAAGAAGCUUUGGAGUUUCCCCUCUUAAAGAACAAAGAGCCAUGCUGGGGGCCAUGGGGAGCGUGCUCUUAGACAGUUUGAACACGAUGACCUCUUUUCCUUCAGAUAAAUGUUUACAUAGGAAGCAGAGAGACUCAAUCACUUUCGCCUCCACAGCUACCCUAAGAGUUCCCUUGAAUGCUGCUGUUGAUUUCAGAGGGAGCUCCUGAAAUGAAGGACAUCAAGAAAGCAAGCUAGUGAGCCACCACUGAUUGAGGGGGUCACCACACUCGUUUAUUGCAAGACAAAGAAAUGACUAGUAAUUCAGUAGGGUGGACUUAAAGACCCUGCACAGAAUUAGCAGCACAACCCUUUCUCUGUUGGCAAGUUAAGGUAUUGUAUGCUAAUUAGCAACACAUAAAGGGCCAAGAGGUUAAAGGUGGGUGGCAACUGCCUUUGUGCUAAACAAUUUUUGCCAUCUUUCCUUUCUCCCCUGGAGUAGGCAUUGGCUUGGGAGCAGUGUAUCUGAAUACUGGAGCAUUCGAAAAGACUACUAAAUGCUGUUUUUAUGUUGUGCCUCUGACUUUGGUUUGUGCUUUCCUUCUCUACAUAGUGUACGUUUAGAUGUAUCUUUCAGACACCUAUUACAGAAGAUUCUUUGGUGGUGUUUUCAUAUGUAACAUCUUCCUCAUUUUAUUUUUGAUAUUUACCUCUAUGACAAAGUCCUUGCUAACUUUGCCACUUUUAAUUCAAGAAUAACUCAUUUUUAGCCGUCUGUGACAAUCUGUGUUAAUUAAAGUGUCGAAUGUAAACAGUACAGGUUUUCAGGAAGUGAUGGACUUGCUCAUCAUAGUGUGAGCGUAGUUGAGAGCAAGUGGAUGACUUGCUUUCAGUGGCCUCCAAUUUCUUUUUGAGUUGAAAGUGGUAAGAGAAGUAAUUCUUAAAGAAAUGUUCAUGUUUUGUAUAGAUUGAUGUUAAGUUCAACAUUCCAUGGCAUGAGGUAUUUAUUUUUAUUCAUAUAAUAAAGUUGUAUGCAAAUACAGUGUUUUCCUGUGUUUAUAAAAAUGCAUAAUAUUGAGUCCAGGAAUGCCUUUUCAAGACACAUUAUUAGUUGGUAGUAUUUGAAAUAUUGUGCACAUAGCUACAUAGAUACUGUAGAGCAACUCAAACUAAUCUGGUCUCAUAUCCUUUCGUAUUAAGCAUGUAUGCCAUUCAUUUUCAGUGACGAGUACAUAUCUUAAAGGUGUGUGGGUUUAUCACUUAUUGGGGGCUUACUGAGAUCAAGGUUCUCUGGAGUCGUGUUAAUGUCCUGGCCUCAGCUUCCUUAAUAAAUACAGUUUCCUCA
Messenger RNA from Cricetulus griseus (Chinese hamster), 6983 nucleotides. Lineage: Eukaryota; Metazoa; Chordata; Mammalia; Rodentia; Cricetidae. The record is from RefSeq and is a predicted model, not a curated record.